UUUAUCGAUGCCGCUUUGCUCGUCUAUCGGUUAACAUACUGUCAUCCCCAAAUGCAACUAAAAAGAAAAUUACGCUAUAAACAAAACUAAGCCGAAUUUUAACAAUUAAAACAUGAGUGGUGUAAGCACAGCAGCAGCAUCACAGGAUGCCUGCUAUAUAUCACUGCUGGGACUUGCAGAAUACUUUCGUACCUCACAGCCGCCAAAUAUUAAGAAGUGCAUACAAUGUUUACAGGCGCUCUUUACCUUUCAGCCGCCUUCCAAGGUGGAGGCCCGCACACACCUGCAAAUGGGACAAAUCCUGAUGGCCUACACAUGCAACAUAGAUUUGGCGCGACAGCACCUCGAGCGUGCUUGGAGCAUAUCCGAGCAGUUAAUGAAUUUCGAUGAUGUAAAGUUUGACACAGCCUCACUGCUGGCCCAGUUACAUCUUCAAAUGGAACAGCAUUCACAGGCAAAGGCCAUGCUAAGGCGAGCGGUGGAGUUAUCACAGAACAAUGUCUACUGGCACUGCAAGCUGCUGCUACAGUUAUCCCAAAUACAUGCUAGCGAUCGGGAGUACUCGCUGGCAUCAGAUCUGCUAGCAGUGGGUGCUGAAUCCGCAGAAGAGGCGGGUGCCACUUACUUAAAGGUGUUGUUCCUGCUCUCACGCGCCAUGAUACUAAUGAUUGAGCGCAAGACAAAUGAUGUUCUGGCGCUACUCAAUUCAGCGGGUCAGAUUAUUGACAACAAUAUACCUAAUCCACACCAGAAGGAGUAUCUCAAAGUGUUUUUCCUUGUUUUGCAAGUGUGCUACUACCUGGCGCUGGGUCAAGUCAAAACAGUAAAGCCCAGUCUAAAGCAGCUACAAAUGUCCAUACAGACUAUUAUGGCACCCAAUUGGCCCAGCGACGAUUCCAUCUUUGGAGGCAAUCAGUUGGAAAUGUUUGUUUGGCUACCCAAGGAACAGCUGUACGUGCUUGUCUAUCUGGUCACCGUCUCACACUCUAUGAUGGCCGGCUACAUGGACAAGGCCCAAAAGUAUACGGAAAAGGCGCUCACACAAAUAGAGAAGCUGAAAUUGCAAGAAGACAAAUCCAUACUCUCUGUGUUUAAGGUCAUACUGUUGGAGCACAUAGUCAUGUGCCGCAUGGUCAUGGGCAAUCGUGAGCUGGCCAUACGUGAAAUAGCCGCUGCCCGUGAUGUCUGCCAGGCGGCGCCGCAGCACAGUCUACUUAAGCGACACUCGGCACAGCUUCACUGCUUGCUUGGACUGUACUCCAUGUCCACGAGCUUCUUUGAACAUGCUGAGCGCCAGUUUUUAGUGUGUGUCAAUGAGACCAGCGAGCGUGAUCUAAAGCUCUUUGCUAAUCUCAAUUUGGCCAUCAUCUAUCUGCGGACAAAACGCGAUGCAGAUCUUAAGCAAAUACUCGAUGCAGUGUCCACGGAAAACACGCACACCUAUAGCAGCCAGGCUCUUAUGGGCGGCUUCUAUUAUGUACAGGGAUUGCAUGCAUUCCAUAAAAACAGCUUCCAUGAGGCAAAACGAUUUCUGCGUGAGACUCUUAAAAUGGCUAAUGCUGAGGAUUUGAAUCGCUUAACCAGCUGUUCGCUGGUGUUGCUAUCGCAUGUCUUUCUUAGCAUUGGUAACUCAAAGGAGAGUAUGAACAUGGUUACACCGGCUAUGCAAUUGGCCAGCAAAAUACCUGAUAUACAUGUACAAUUAUGGGGCUCAGCUAUAUUGAAGGACUUGCAUCGCAUGUCUAAGGACGCACAGCAUGAAAAGGAGGCCUAUGCGAAUCAUGUUAAAUACUCUGAAAACCUUAUUGCCGAUCAGCGAAAAUGUGCACAGAGUGCGCAUCAUGAACUCAUCAACUGGUUUCAAGGCGAUCCACCUCUUACGAGCGGCGCCGCCUUGAGCUUACCCCUGCCAGCUGCAACUGCAGAGGCGUCAACAUCGUUGGCAACGCAAUACGGACAGUUCUAUUGAAGAAGCAAGACGGACAAGUAGUCAACGACACAUAAGCAUUUUAAUAACUACGUUCGUAAGCUAAAUUAAAAUCUAAGACAAAUUCUACAAAAAA
Drosophila busckii is the source of this 2063-nucleotide messenger RNA. It is a transcript of the gene Mau2, whose product is annotated as MAU2 chromatid cohesion factor homolog. Lineage: Eukaryota; Metazoa; Arthropoda; Insecta; Diptera; Drosophilidae. The record is from RefSeq and is a predicted model, not a curated record. Gene Ontology annotation, molecular function: double-stranded DNA binding; protein binding. Gene Ontology annotation, cellular component: chromatin; SMC loading complex. The coding region runs from base 113 to 1969 and encodes 618 amino acids. The transcript is spliced from 3 exons. Gene Ontology annotation, biological process: mitotic sister chromatid cohesion; maintenance of mitotic sister chromatid cohesion.